CAGGAACAGUUCUGAGAUUCACCACUGAGGCUGUGAAGCCAAUAGUUGCCUUAAAAUGAAUGCUUGGGAUGUAAGGAGUCCUUAGGAAGUACGAAGAUAACAACCUUGAUGAAUGACAGAAAUGUGGGUAUUUUUCUUCUCUUUUUUCUGAAUGUUUGAAGCUUGCAAAAUUGAAAGUAUAGCACAGUUGUGAAGAUGUUCUUAGGAUCCUUAACUCUUAAGAGUUAAAAGAACACACUUUGAUAAAUAUCUAGAAAGGGUUGUUUUGGAGUUUAGAAAGACCGCAUCUUUGCUACUGUAAUCAGCUGAAAGUCCUGUUCAUGGAGGAACUUACUGGUAGCUGAAUAUGAACUGAAAGUGGCCACUCCUUACCUCGGAUAACAUCAGCUGUGUUCUUCUAACCCAUUUUUUUUUCUUUGUUGUCAUCUUUUCUUCUUCUUCUCUUCUAUUCCUCGUCUUCCUUUUCCUCUUUCCUUGUUUUUUGAAGGAAACAGAGUCACCACUUUUAAAAAGAAAUCUAGUCGUGCAUAAGGGCCGAGCGGAGAUUUUACACCCAGAAAGGGAUUUAGCACGAUUGAACCUCCAACAGAUUGCUGAGACCACCAAUUUCACGCCACCCCUUCACAGCAUGGAGAGAAGAGAACAGCCUGGGAGCAGCAGGAAUGAAAAAGUUUUGAACUGCUUAUACCAAAAUCCUGAUGCUGUUUUUAAACUGAUCUGCUUUCCCUGGGCAGGAGGUGGCUCUGUUUAUUUUGCCAAGUGGGGUCAAAAGAUUCACGAUUCACUGGAAGUGCACUCCGUAAGGCUUGCUGGAAGAGAAAGUCGAUUUGAAGAACCUUUUGCAAAGGACAUCCACCAGGUGGUUGAUGAAAUUGUCUGUGCUAUGCUGCCAGUCAUCCAGGAUAAACCGUUUGCGUUUUUUGGCCACAGUAUGGGAUCCUACAUUGCUUUUAUGACUGCACUACAUUUGAAAGAGAAGUAUCAGCUGGAACCAAUGCAUUUCUUUGUAUCAAGUAUAACUCCUCCCCAUUCCAAGGCCCAGGUUUCCAUUCCCAAAGAAGGCGAACUGUCUGAAGAGCAAAUUGUCCAUUACCUUAUGGCUUUUGGAGGCACUCCCAAGAAUUUUAUUGAGGAUAAGGAACUUUUGCAACAAUAUAUCCCCCUUCUGAAGGCAGACAUACACAUUAUAAGGACUUGGAUCUUUGAUAAACCCUCCGAGGCUGUUCUUUCUUGUGACUUAACGUGUUUUAUUGGAUCCGAAGACAUAAUAAAAGAUAUGGAAGCCUGGAAAGAUCUAACCAGUGGAAGUUUCAACGUUCUCGGGCUUCCAGGAGAUCACUUUCAUCUUAUGAAACCUGAUAAUGAGAAAUUCAUCAAAAACUACAUAACCAAGUGUCUAGAAAUAGCGUCGCUUGCUGAUUGUUAAUUUAUUUCCCUUUUGAUCUUAAAAAAGUCCAAGUGAUAUGGUCCUCUCCUCAGCUAUUCAGAUGUACUUCAUUAGUUAGAGUGGGAAUGAUAGUUUUUACUUCUCAGGGUGAUUUGUGGUCUAUAAAUGUAUUUCUCCGAGGAGGAUUUACGUAUUGAGGAAUGAAAGACACACAGGUUAAGAAUACUCCUGGCAGAGUCUUUUAUCUUGCUAUUCAAAUCUUACAUGAUUCUCAUCUGUGGGAGGUUUGUCAAUGAACUUUUUAUGCUUAGUAAAUUAUCCAUUUUUCUUCAGUUAUUUUAAUGGCGAAAAUGAUUAACCAGGGGAAAUGCUUAUAAUUAUUGUUUCACCAACAUACCGCAACUCAAAGCUCCAUCGAAUCUGUUGAAAUGUAGCAGAGUUCCAUUUAUAAGAACAUGAAAUGUUUCAUUAAAAGAAGAUGGCCUUAAAUAAUUACUGUUGCCUGUACCAGCAAGUCCCUGGCCCCUUUUCUAAGGACUUGCUCCCCUCCCAAUUGCUGGUUGGCUCUUUGUGGCCCUGGAACCCUGGCAAUGAUUUGCUGGGACCUGGGGUCAGCCCUCCCACAACCAAUCCAGAGUCAAGCACAAAUGUCAGGCCUAAUGGGCUGCCAAAGCUUCACCCUGCCUGCCUUAACCUUGACAUAGGGAGAAACAAACCAGAACCAAGAGAACAAGAAAAGCAAAAAUAGGGAAGAUCAGCUAAGUCACAAUAAUGGUGGAACACGGCAAAUGGGAUGGGUACAUGCCUAAGCAAGGGGGUGAAGGCUUUCUGGGCCCCAGAGGCUGCUUCUGCUCUGAACUCUGUCCAUUCCCAAACUGUGUUUGUUUCUUCAAGGCCUGACUCUACAAUCAGACCCUGGAUUUCUUUAUUUCCUUCCGAUUGUCACAAUAAACUCCGCUACUUAAUGUGACUGAUGUCUCUUCCUUACAGCCCAUACGCUUAAUGUACCAUGUUUAUGACCAUAAAAUGUGGGCUUAUGUAUUUUGUUACUAAUUUUACAUAACGGACGUAAGAUCUCAGUGAAUAAAACUAAGGAAAACGCAUACAGGAGGAAUUUUUCAUUAUUUAUCAUUCUUUUCUUUUUUUUUUUGUAGAGACAGAGUCUCACUUUAUGGCCCUCGGUAGAGUGCCGUGGCCUCACACAGCUCACAGCAACCUCCAACUCCUGGGCUUAAGCGAUUCUCUUGCCUCAGCCUCCCAAGUAGCUGGGACUACAGGCGCCUGCCACAACGCCCGGCUAUUUUUUGGUUGCAGUUUGGCCGGGGCCGGGUUUGAACCCGCCAUCCUCGGUAUACGGGGCCGGCGCCUUACCGACUGAGCCACAGGCGCCGCCCUUAUCAUUCUUUUCUUCAAGUUCAAAUAAUAUAAAAUUAAUGAUGGGGGGUGGCUUUGAGUUAGAAUUCAUGUUAUAAAUUUGGACUAUAAAAUAGUCUCAGGCAAAUUGUGUUGAAUGUUUAGUAUGUGAUGUCCUUUACCUCUUAGAUACUGUCCCUAGAGCCCCCUUUACCAAAGGAUUGGUACAAAAGCAAUUUGGAUCUGUGACUAUUGCUUUAAAAUAUCUGUCAAUAUAGCCUGCAGAUGGGAUUCUGGCUAGGUGGCUGAGGCUGGGCUUGGGGGGUGGAUGGAGUCCACGUAAGAAUAGCCCUAAGAGGGACGGCACCUGUGGCUCAGUGACUAGGGUGCUGGCCCUAUAUACUGAGGGUGGCGGGUUAAAACCUGCCCCGACCAAACUGCCACAAAAAAAUAGCCAGGCCUUGUGGUGGGCACCUGUAGUCCCAGCUAGUUGGGAGGCUGAGGCAAGAGAAUCACCUAAGCCCAAGAGCUGGAGGUUGCCGUGAGCUGUGAUGCCACAGCACUCUACCGAGGGUG
Molecule: messenger RNA, 3316 nt
Organism: Nycticebus coucang (slow loris)
Lineage: Eukaryota; Metazoa; Chordata; Mammalia; Primates; Lorisidae
Gene: OLAH
Product: oleoyl-ACP hydrolase
Exons: 8
Coding region: 629-1426 (265 amino acids)
Biological process (GO): lipid biosynthetic process
Source: RefSeq, a predicted model, not a curated record